GGGUACCGACUGCCAUCCUGCAGCAAUUUCCCUGUGUCAUGGCUCCGGUCUCUUAGCAACAGCCGCGGGUCCGGCCGCCCCGAGCCGAGCGAGCCGCCGCCGCCGCGGGCUCAACUCCACCCGGCGGAGCCCGGCGCGCGGCAGCCACACAAAGAGGCGCCGGGUCGGCCGGGAGCGCCGCGGGAGGGCACGGCGAGGGACCGGGGCGGCGGCGGCGGCGGCGGGGAGAGCGGCUCCAGGCAGGAUGCAGGAUGCGGAGGACCUGACACUUCUUGGAAACUCUUGGAAAUGGCUCCCGCCCCGGCACCGUAGGGGGCUGCGCACCCCGGGCGGGCGCUCGCCCCUGCUGCGCUGCUGAGCCGCGCUCGGAUGGAGGGCCCCGAGGCGCUGUCCCUGCGCUCCGCCGUCGGCUCGGGCUGAAAAAGUUUCUCCAUGGUUCCUUUGUGUAGCCCGAGCGCCCGUUCUCUGGCUGCGAGCUGCCCCAGUCUUGCCGGGGCACUCCCGUUAGCGGGUAAUGGCCCUGGGACGAGGGACACGCACGUGGUGGGACCCGGGAGCGAGACCAUGGCAGCCCGUGGGAUGUUGCUGCAGCCAAGCCUACACCCUCUGACUGUCUUCCUCUGCUUUGCAGUGGGAGGAGGUGGCGGAGCAGCUAGUGGGCAGCUGGUGCCCCCGCCCCAGCACAGGCCUCCGCCCAGGGGCUAGCCCCGCACUGCACCCGCUCGCCAUGAUCGCCACCGGCGGCCUGCUGAGGAUUUCCGCCAGAAAGCAGGAUCCCCUCCGCCCCCCAAGCCAAGUCCCCAAGCGCAGGCGGAAAGCCAAGAAGAGGCGCAAGAACGACGUGGUGGUGGUGAAAGGCAAGCUGAAGCUCUGUUCCGUCUCCGGGCUCAUCGCCCUCUGCGGGAUCCUGGUGCUGCUGGUGGGCAUAGCCUUGGCGGUGGUGGGCUACUGGCCCAAGGCCAACGGGACCAACAGGGAGGGGGGUAAGCAGCUGCCGCCCGCAGGCAGCGGCCACCGCGUCCCCACCAUGACCAACAGCAGCAGCAGUGGCAGCAGAAACCGGUCCAGGAAGCACCCGGGGCCUCCGGAGGAUGUCACCGCCAGUUCCGUGGGCGCGCCCAGGAGCACGCCUCCAGCACGGUCCUCCGCACCCUCUUCGUCCUCUCCUACGUCCGUGGGCUUCUUCUUCCGCAUUUUCUCCAGCUACCUACACUCGGACAAGCUCAAGGUCUUUGGGCCCCUCAUCAUGGGCAUCGGCAUCUUCCUAUUCAUCUGCGCCAACGCAGUGCUACAUGAAAACCGGGACAAGAAGACCAAGAUCAUCAACCUGCGGGACCUCUACUCCACCGUCAUCGACGUGCACAGCCUCCGCGCCAAAGACCUGGCAGCCGCCGCCUCCUCCUCGUCCUCCGCCCCCGCCUCGGCGCCCCCAGGGGCCGCGCCGCUCAACGGCUUCCUCAGCUACGUGCAGUCGCGGGGCCUGGAGCUGAAGCCCGGAGGCUGUGGCGGCGCCGGGGACGCCUUCGGGGCGACGGCGAUGCUGGGCAGGGGUGCGUGGCCCCACCCAGCGGCGGUGGGCGGGGGCGGGGCCCGGGGCGCCGCGUCCCCCCCAGACCUGGCCUCGUCCCCGUGCCGCCCGCGGGAGCCCCAGAGCCUGGCGGAGGCCGUGUACAGCAUCUACCGUGAGCGCUCCGGCGUGGCCGGCCGUCGCCGGGCCGCCGCUGCCACCGCGGCCGCCAGCAGCAGCAGCAGCCCAGCGCCCUGCAGCCCCCCCGAGAGCUGGGGCCGCCAGAGCACCGCCAGCUCCCUCGUGGGCUCCUCGCUGAGCGCCUUCGCGCUGCUGCCCCUACCGGGGGACCGCGACGGGGAUGGGGACGCAGCGGGCGCGAGCCGAGGCUGGCAGCGGCCGCCCGGGGAGCGCGGCUCCCGGGAGAUCCCGCGGGGCGAGCCCGACCUGAGCUUCACCGACCUCCGCGGCGCCCGGGGCGGCGCGCGCUGGGCGCGCCGCGAGCCGGAGGAGCCGGCGGGCGCGGCGGCCGCGUGCACCGCCAGGGGGCAGGGCGGCCGCCUGCCCAGGACCGGCAGGUACGCGGCCCUGCGACGCCGCAGCACCAGCGGGCUCCCGGACUACCGGGCGCCCUCGUCCCCCGAGCCCCCACCCGCCUCGCGCAGCGCGGACCUGGACUCGACCGUCCCGGCCCCAGCUUCCUCCCCCGAGCCCCCGCUUCGGCGGGAGCGCUCGCCCCCCGCCGGGCCGGACUCGCCGAGCUCCCAGUCGGAUGACCCGUCCUGCAGCAAUAAGGGCUACACCCCGCUGCGGGAGGCCGGCACCUCCCUGGAGUCGGUGGUGGACCCGGUGGCUGGUGAAAGUCCAGACGGUGAUGCCGCCACCUCCCCGGGGGCGGAGCAGAGUCCCCCCGAGGGUCCUGGCCAGAAGCCCCCAGCGGGCGAGCCCCCCCAGCGGGUGCAGAGGCAGUUUACAAACGAGGAGAAACUCUUCAUGAUUUCCCGAUCUCACGCCCCAUUGGUCGAGGACGGAGAACUGGAAACUACUGGCAUUUAGGGAAAGAGGAGGCGAGAAAAGAGUGAGAAAAUGGGAGAAACGCCCGCUUGAAGCAGUGAGCUUAACAGUUCCCUCUGUCCUUGGGGAUUUAUCCGAGGAAAUCGUCCACUACCCAAAGAGCUGCAGAAUGUUAGCCUUGAAUUGCGUUCACGAGAUUCCUGUAGAUAACUCCAAGCAAUUUUUUUUUUAAAAAAAGCAAACUAGUCUUAUAUGUCCGAUGGUGAUUGUUCUAUGAAAACCAAAUGUAUUAAAAGGUCAGCAAUCUAGUUCAUGGAUAAAAUUCUCUGAAUUUUCUUAGGAUCAAAAUAAUAUAUUUUUGACAGUAACUGUGCACUUUACUCCAACUUUUUUUUUUGGAUCCCUAAUUUCCCUAACCUGUACUCUGCCGCUGGUUUUGUCCACAGCUGCUUGUGAACGACAAGCUUUUUGCCUCCUAUGCUUUUGCGGAGCAUAGAAGGGUCUAUCUCAGUUCUCUGAGAACUGAUAUUACUAAAGGAAGUCAAAGCCAAAAGCAUGAGUUUGUCGGGAAAGAGCACUUUCCUCGCCCCACCCCACUCUGCUCAUCCAGUUGCCCAAAGGCCUCUCUAUUUUUGAAAAGGGAAUUUACAUUUUGCUACUAGGGCGUCUAAUGGAGACCAGAGGGGGCCAGCACCUAGAUGGACUGUUACAUUCCUAAAUUUACUAUAUCAAGUACACGAUACUUUAUGGAGUACUAUCACACCUGUACUGAAAAUAGCAUUAACAUGAAAAAAAUCUUUUUUAAUAAAACAAGUUUCCAAACAAACAAACAUAAUACUCCCUCAUUUUGCCUUGGAACUAAUACUUCUAACACACAUAAAACAUUAGGCAGUUGAGCUGGUAAAUCUAAGAUAUUUUGCUGUGAUCCUGCUACUGCGAUUCUAGCUCUCUUCCCGCAACGUGCUCAGCACCAUCCUCACUCAGUCGAGUUCCAUCAUAUUUUUAUCUUUAAAUGUAGGGUAGAACUGAACAUUUGGGAGUGUGUCUUUCAAAGAGAAUGAAACAUUAAAUAAACAGUAAUUUUCUACAGUAUUUCUAGUUUACCUCUAAGUAUUAAUUUACAGAGCAUCAGGCUUAAUGUUCUGCUGUCAUCCUCUUGGAGUUGACCAUUUGAUUUUUUCUUUUAAGUUCAUGAUCUUGAAUCCGUGGCCUACAUAGGCUAGCAGGUGAUGUUUUAAUAAUGUGGUAGAUUGUUUGUGCUUGACUUUAUUAAAAGUCAAUUAGUUAAUUUUCAAGACCAGUAGACAAACAGUAAUUAAUGUACCAUUCUGAUGCCCUCUUCCGUGGAGUUUGAGCUGAGCAUCUUGGGAACGGUAUGGCUUUUUUUCACCUACUCGGUUACAAGAUCUACAGUUACGCACAGCUCAGGCUAUCACGGCAGGAAGUUAAAAUACUGAUCUUCAAGGAAAACCUUGUCAAAGGUAUGGUCAUAUCGGCGCCCAUGAGUGAAACAGCGGGUCCAGUGGAAAGAGUGCAGAUUCAUGAGUGAGGCUGGACCCCAGCUUUUGGCAUUUGCUAGCUGUAUAGCCUUGAACAAGUCACAAAUGCUGAGUCUCAGUGAUGCCAUCUAUAAAAGGAGAAUUACUAGACAAACCUCAUAGAGCUGUGAGAGGUGGGACAAGGGGUCCUGUGGACAGAGCCGGGUUGAGUGCUUGGCUCAGAGGAGUACUCAAAGACAGUGGUUACUGGAAUUGCUACCAUUAUAACAGUGUCUGAAUGCAUGCUGGAGAAGAAUGGGCCUUCCCUCCCCUUUAGCUCAAGAAAUCCCGGGCUCAAAUCUGGAAUAUCCACUUACUAUCUGUGUAACCUUAGGCAAAUCACUUAAUCCCUCUGGGCCCCUGGUGGAAGAUAUAAUCUCUCUGAUUGCCUUCAGGUCUGAAAGCUUUACUUAAAUUCAGGGUAUUUGUUUUGUCCCGGAUAUAAUCGUAUCAUAUUUGUACAUACAACUUUGCCAGAUGAAUAUACUACUUCAUAAACUACCAUUAAGUGUCACAUUCUGUGAUCAAUUUUUGAAGGACCUAAUUUCUUCCCAGAUUGAAUUUGCAUUAAGCUAAUAACACACUUUAAAGCUGUGGAUUAAUUUAUUUGGCUCUUCCAUAGAGCAAAAGUGAGUUUCCUCUAAGAAGGGUGACAGGCGAGUAUAAUCAUACCUCCAGGUAGUGUUAAAUUUCAAGUCUCAAUUGUUUUAUCACACUUACAAAAGUAUUUCAAAAUUUCCUAGUUUUUCUUCUCCAUUACCUUGCAUACUGGGUAAUUUAUAUACUGAGAGAGUUUGAUGAGUUGUCUAAAAGGGAAAAUAGGUUCUAGUCCUCUAAAAUGCUAUUUCCAGUCCUCAGAAAAUAUACUAUAAAACGUUUAGCAAAUAAUUAAGCCACUUCCUCUUAGUUUAACUAAGGGGCAGGCAGAAUAUUUAUGUCUUACAAACUUUAGAAAAUUCAGUCCAACCAAUUGACUAGGCUUAACAACGCUGAUUGCCUUGUUAUAGUAAUCAGAUUAAAUAAAAACUUCUAGCUCGUAUUGAUCUGGACACAGGCCCUCUGAAAUUAAGUAACUUCAGCAAACUAAUUUAGCUCAGUAUCAAGUCACAUCUAUCUUAACCAUUAAGCAAUUUAACUGGAUUUUUUUUUUUUAAGCUGGAGGUAAAGAAUGAGCCCAAUUUUCCAAAUCUUGGGAGGAGCUGGGCUGCCAUCAGACCUCAGAAAGGAAUCCUCUGCAGUUAUGACCAUAGUGAUUCGCAAUCCUUCCCUUUCAUAGGAGCAGAGAUCUUCUGCAAUAAUAAUGUUAAAUGUUUACUUGCUACUUUCUGUGGGCCAAGUUCUCUUCUGCCCGCUCUGGACAUAUGAUCUCGGUGACUCCUCACUCCAUCCUCACUCAGCUCUGUCGAGGUAGGAUUAUUAUUAUCCCCACUUUACAGAGAGAGACGCUGAGAUCAGAAUGAUGGAGUACUCGCCCAGCUUACACAGCUGGUGGAUGGUGGAGCCAGGAUUUACACAGAGUGUUAGGGAUUAUCUGUACCCACUGGCACAUGCUGAGCUGAAGCUGGCAUUUCUGGAGACCAUCGAAAUAUUUUCUACAUUUUUAGCAUCCUGCUUGAUCCCUUUCCAGAAACCAUUCUUGGAGCUAUCCGGAGGAAUCAGAAGGCACAGCCGUUUAAAAGGUGGAGUUUGCACUUAAGCCUUCAGACUGGCAUAAACGAGGCUUUUCAGUGCGACUUUGCAGGGUUUGUUGAGGACAUCUUAAAACAUCGCGGAAUCAGCCCCCCUCCUUCCUAAAUGAGGUUGCUAAGAAUCAGAAAGAUGAAAUAAUUUGUUCGAAGGCAAACAGCAGGGGCAGGACUAGAAUGUUAAAAUAAUUGCAACAAUUGGCACAUGCAUUGCCUCCACACCCUGGAUUUCUAUCAUACUAGCUGGGUGACCAUGGGCAAGCUACUCAAUGUCUCUGUGUCUCCAUUUCCUUCCUCAUACAAUGGGAUUAAUAAUGGUACCUGCCCUUAUAGGACUGGUGCAACGAUCAAAUGAAUUCACACCUGUAUAGAGUGCUUACAACGACCUUGGCACGUAGAAAGUGUUUUUAAAAGCUUUUAAAGUUUUAGUUAAAAUAGAAUCAACUGCUAAACAGAAUAAUUUCGUAUGGCCUUCCUAUUUAUUAACAGAAUAAUGUUAGGUUUGAAAUCUAAAGAGUAAGGCAACACAGCAUGGUGGCUGGAAGCCUGACUUGCAGGGUGGGGAUUAGAACACUGGACCGGGGUUAAGUGGAGGUAAUAAAGAGCAUCUAAUGCACAGAAUUAAUUAUUAAAGUACAUCAACUAAUAUACUUAAAGAACUCAGAACAACUCCUGGCACAAAUAAACCUUCAGUAAAUGUUAACUACUAUUAUUAAAGGCAAAAUAGAGAAAGGUAAUUAGUAGGCUAAAUUUACUGCUCAGUUGUUAGGGACAACCAAUAACUUACUGUAUACUGAAAAGUCUCUAUAAUUCAGGCAUAUUAGAAAGAAGAGAACUUAAGAAGUGAGGACUGAGGCCUCUGCAAUGCCCCCAGUAGACCAUGGAAUGAAGGAGCGCUGGAUGUGUGCUCUUCAUGGUCUUGGCGUCAGAAUGUUAUAUACAAGCAGUGAAUACGCAAACCGGGUAACUUGGCUGUUUCUGGACAUGAUUAUGAAGGCUGGCCACAUCAGAAGGGCCAGACUAUCCCCCCUCUCCCCGCGCCCCCGUGGUCCCAACCCCCUUCUGUGAGGGGAGCGGGCUGGGAGAAAGGCUGGAUGAAGACUUAAAGUGACGAGCAGAUGUGUUUGGAUUUUAAAAAUUGUCUCAACAAAUGUUUUUUCUAUGCUAGUUUUUCUGCAGUUUUGAAAAUUUUUUUUGAGUUAGAGAACUGGAAAAAAGGAAAGCCCUGCCAAGAACAUUAAAUUAGAACGAAGUAUAUGAAUUUGUAUUUUGAUCAGAAUACUAUUUUUGCCAAGAUAUUAUAUAUAUAUGUUUGUAUAUAUAUAUACACACACACAUUUUAUAGUCGCAUGAAGAAUAGGACUGAUCUUUGUGGAAUUUGUUUUCUAUAGACCCAGACUGUUUGUUUGUUUACUUAUUUAUUUUGGACUAAAAAUCCAAAAUAAAUAAGUAAAUUCAAAAUUUGCGGUACGCGGGCCUCUCACUGUUGCGGCCUCUCCCGUUGCGGAGCACAGGCUCCGGACGCGCAGGCCCAGCGGCCAUGGCUCACGGGCCCAGCCGCUCCGCGGCACGUGGGAUCCUCCCGGACCGGGGUACGAACCCGUGUCCCCUGCAUCGGCAGGCGGACUCCCAACCACUGCGCCACCAGGGAAGCCCCAAAAUUCACUUUUUGAAUGACAGAUUCUGAAAAGGAUUCUGAGGCGCUUCUUUUUCCUGUCUCUCUCUAGGGAAAUCAUCUCCUAGGUCUUUUCUUCGAAAGGAAUGACUUUAAGUGGAUAUGAAAAUUAUAUGUGAUUUAAGUCACCACAAAAUGGGGAGUCCAUCUGCACUAACAACUUUAGUCAAACAGCUACCUGCCACCUCCAGAGACCCGGGGAGCAACUUCUUUUGUGUGUGCUGUUUCUCUCUGAUGGCAGAAAAGCCCUGGUCAGGUGGUGGGUCCCUCUAGGCACGAGCCACAGCAGGAGUUAUAAAUGGCCCCAUCCUGGGAAUUUAGGCUACACCCCUGAGCCAGGGUCCUUUCAGGUUUCUAGCAUCUCAGAUAUAUUUAUUCAAGUUUAAAAUGGCCCUGUAGGGCAUUGGCUGAACCAUUACUAAAAUAACAGGGUUUUUUCUGCUCAUAAUAUUGCCGUCAAAAGACUAAAAAAAGUUAAGCAGAUUCACCUAGAGUAUCGUAAAGCUUGUGCCUGACUCAGCACCUUUACCUGGCUUCCUCAUCCCACACUGUGACUGAGGCCUGCUAAGGGCGAGAAGGCUGACUGCCAAUCACAAGAGAGGAAACAAGGGGGCAGAUCCCGACGUGGGAGAGCCAGCAUCGUGCAAAAAAGACAAAAAACAAAAAGCUAGGCUAGGAAAACUUUUUGUUUCACACAUGAGCACUUGGUUACUCUUGUCUGCAGAUUAUCUGUAUGCCAGGGAGCGUUUCACAAUGAAACAUUAUGGUAACUUCUAUUCCUUAGAAAAUAUUAUUUCAGCAAAUGUAUGGUGGAGUAUAUUUUCCAAUAUUUAAGAAAUUCAGCAUAACACUGUACCAUUGACACGAAUCUGCUUGAUACUAGGGAUUGCCAAACGUCUGAUAAUGUUUAAUAAUGAAGAAGAGAAACUUAUCUGCACAUUUACAAAUUGCUUUCAUGUUGAGAAACUCAACUGUCUUUAACUAUGUCUAUACUUUCAAAGGGAGAAAGUACACAAGUUAUUAUAACUGGUGUAGUAGGUCCAUCAAAGCAAGACAGGGCAAAAAACUACUUUGUCUCAGCGCAGGACUUUGGCCAUUCCUUUGCGUUAUAUGGUAACUGCCUUACUCCAUUUUAUAUAGCUUAUAACUUAAAAGAAAAUAAUUUCACCUGAAGGAAUAAACAGCUUUAGCUGAAGCUGCUGCUGUUUGGGUAAAAUACCUAAUUCAUUUUCAGAUCAGUUCAGAUUUUUAACUGAGGGUCAGGAGGCAGGCAGGCACCAUGGUGCUAGGUGUGAGGAGUGAAGCUAUGACGCAGACACAGUUCCAGCCCACGGGGUUUGCGGUAGUACUGUUGAUACAGGCACGUAACCAAUCAUUUCAGUACAAUGUAAGAAUUAUGACAGUUAUCAUGUGGACCCUACAGCUGAAUCUUGAGAAAUGAAGAUGUCAGCUGGGUGCAAGAAGGUGCGAAAGGUGUGUCAAACAGUGGGACCAGCCUGAGCAACUUCAUGGAGGGAAAACACCAUUUAACGAGCUAUACUGUCAUAACACAACGUCAUGACACAAUGUGUCUUUUUCCGAGACUCCCCACAAUUGCAGACAGAGCGAGGUGUUUGUUUCAAAAAAAAUGAAAAACAACAAAACUAUCUAUGGACAGAUAAGAUAGGUAUCUCCUUUUAUAACUAGUAGAAGCAUUUUUGGAAUCAAGAUUAAAGUAAUUUGGGCAUUAAAGUACUUAAAAUAUAUACUCUCUACCAUUAGAUGCUUAUUAGACAUUUAAUUAUGCCCCAUUUAUAACUAACCUUGACAGGCAGGACUUUUUAGUUGUGAAGUAUCAGUACAUGGGAACUCACCAUAUUCUCAUUGGACCUAAGCUGUCUUUAUGAGCAAGAAUUACUUUUGCUGAAUCAUAUAUUGCUUUAAAAUAACCAUUUAGUUUAAAUGUUCAAGUUCUGGAAAUCAUUUCUCUCGGUGUGGUAUAAAGGGGAUAAGACUGCGAGGGGAAUCAGCCACGUGGCAGUGCUGUGCGUGUGCUUCCAGCAUGGUGGAUAAUGUCGUGCUGACCCACAUGCUGUGAGGACUGGAAACAGCGUGAACUCGGGGCUAUUUUAUCAAGGCUGCAGGGCAUUCUUCCAGAAUCUAGACGUGAUAAAUGAAUGCAUUUGUACAUUAAUUUGCAACAUCAUUUAUAUCAGAGCAAAGAUAAUUUCUCUUUAUUAAUAAAGCAUCCCAUUCCUAUUUUUUUUCACAUCAGUGUUUAUGGCAAAAGGAAAGAUUAUCUAAGGCCUAGUUGUCUCGGAUGCAAAUAAGAACGAGAUAAGUCUGAGUAUUCUUUACGGACUAUAGCACCAAGACUAUGCUUUUAAAUUUCUAAGUAGCCAGUCAUUUGGGGAUAGUCACUGAAACCAGAUUCAGCCAGAAUAAUGGUCUGGCACUGUAUAAAUGCAGCCGAAUACUUCAUUUACACAUAAAGCUGCAAACUAAAAGACAGAGGGAAAAUCUACUUUCUUCAAUACAAAUAUUCUAAUAAAGUAAAAAAAAAAAGUAUUAUUCUCUUCCUUUGAAUUUCGCACAUUCUGAUUUCUUCAAAAUCUUUUUAGUGUGUAAACAGCCAAGGCAAAAAUAUAGUGUGUUCAUUGUUUCUUCUAAUCCAUCAAAGUGAGAACUUUGCAAAAGCACUUUCUAUUACAGAUCAAGUUCAAUAGAUGUAUUAUCAACUGCAGUGUCAUUAUCCGAGCCAUCAAAUAAAUCUUUCAUAGAGAUGUAUUUAUCGGUAAGAGAUUUAAAAUGUGGAAAUACUGGUAGCUAAAGUGCUACAGUUAAUUUGGCAUGGUGAAAGACGUCAGGAAGAAAACAGAAUUCUUGAUAGAGCAAGAAAAUUCGAAAGACUAAUUUGGUGACCUAAAUGCUGAUCCUCCUGCUUAUAUAAGCACACAUCUCAAUGUGUUUGGAGCACAAAAUAUCAGUGCGGUGCUUGCACAUGUGGUUGUACAAUUUCUCCCAUUCGUAUUCCUAAUUUCAUUUCAGCUUUAUUCCUCGGAACAUUUCUUGAUUUAUCAGUCUUGCUUGGGAUUACUAUUUUAGAAAAAAAAUGAAAGCAUUUAUAGUAACAGUCAUAAUAAUAAUUGUAAUAGGCUUAAAGGAGCCCAAAGAGAAAUCUGAGUACUUUACUAAUAACCUAGUAAUUAUUUGUGCCCAGUUUUCUGUAUCUUCUCAGAGAGUAAAUUGAAUGAUAUCUUCUUGAAACAUGUGCUACCAAAACACAAUUAAAAUGCAUGUUUGCAAUGUCCUCCUUUCUUAAUCCCACGGACGUUGGACCCUAAAAACUUUCUUUUAUUUUUAUGAUAUAUUCUAAGUCAAGAUUUAGGGAUGGAUGCUUUCCAAGAUUUCUUUUAUUUAUAAAGCGAAUGAAAAAGAAAUUUAAUAAUGCUAUAACUGCUUGAAAGAUCUGCCAUCUUUGAUUAAGUCAAUGGCAAUUAAGCAGAACACAAAUAAAGUGAACAGAGCAUCCGGCUAGUCUGUAAGGAUGAAUCAUCUUCAAUGGAAGUACCAAAUAAUAGUAAAAAAAAAAAAAAAAAAGUAAAUAAAA
Globicephala melas (long-finned pilot whale) is the source of this 11008-nucleotide messenger RNA. It is a transcript of the gene TMEM200C, whose product is annotated as transmembrane protein 200C. NCBI's taxonomy places the organism in Eukaryota, Metazoa, Chordata, Mammalia, Artiodactyla, Delphinidae. The record is from RefSeq and is a predicted model, not a curated record.